GUCCUUUUGCAAUCAUAGGUGGAGGCCCUGUAUCCAAUUGGUCGACCUUUGGAGCUAUCCCCCUUUGUAAAAACUUGGAAUGAGGAUUUGUUGGAAACCAAUCUUGGAUAAUGGCCAUAUCCUAGCAAGGAAUGGCUUUCACUGGAUUGCACUUUAAAAUACUUUGUUUCAAAUCAACUCGGAGUAUUUUAGCUCAUCUAUGUUGUUAGAUGGAUAGAAUGUUUUUUUAAUAUAUUUGCUGAUCAAUCUCUACUGAAAGUUGUGCCACCUGAUGAUUUUGCUGAGAUUUAGUUUGUUAAGGUUGCUAUCCUGUUCUAUGAGAAUCUAAUGAGGUUUGCAUUAGAAUGCUCUAAACGCAAUUAUAAGUUCUGCAGGUUUUCUGAGGUGUAUAGCUUUUAUAGCUUUACAUGGCUUCUAAGUUUUGCAGUCAACUGCCAUGGCCACUUCAUGACAUUGUCAUGUGGAGCCUAAUAUGCUUCUCAUUUAAUUCUGUCAUUUAUGAAUUACUAACUUUCACAAUGAGAGGUGCUACAUGUCAAAGAAAUGCGAGAAGUAUAAAGGUAUCAUCUCCACCUUUGUCCUGUGACAUUAUUAUACUUCAGUAUCUGGUGGUGCAGUUGGUUGCCUGGAUCCCCUCUUGAAGGUAAACUUAGAUCUUAUGUUGUAUUUUUCUGAUUAAACUAUUAUCCUCUCUCCUUUUUUUAAUCGAUAGUCAAGGUACAGGUAGACCGACAAACUUAUCGAGACCCCAUUAGUGCCAAUAGAAUUCUUUGUAAUGGCAAUUACAAGAUUAUGUACCAGUACAUAUGUACUUGAUGUUAAAGGAUUUUUGAUCUGGAACAAAGCCGAUCAGUCUAUGGCCCAAUUAAUGUGUUCCUCUAUCAUUUGCGUUCAUUGAUGUGUUUAUACUUUGAGUGUUCUUCCUGAGAACAGAAGGGCAUAUAAAGAUUGCACGCAUCUGAAACUAUGUCAAGUAAUGGAGAGAACCAUGUAUGCUAUACAGCACGAGUAUUCUCUUUUGUGUCUGUAUGUUAUACAGCCAACCUUUUUAACAGACUCUGAAGAAACUCACUCAUGUUCUACGUGACUGUACUAAAUGAUGAUGCUUUGAAUAAUUACUAUGGGGCUAUAGCUCAUCGUGGUUUAGGUUACGCUGCAAGUGUUUGAUUGUAUGCCUCAAUGAGUGGCUGUCUGUGGCUGUCGUCAGGUGAACGAGACGCGACUCUCGUGGAUGAGAAGCCAGUGCCCGUGAAUCGUUGUGAGCAUUCCUGUCCCUCUGCAUCGAUCUCUGAGAAGGCAUCGCAGGUGUUCGACACAAGGCCGGCGCAACGCAACAUAUGUCGAACUUAGUGGAAGUGGAAUCAGAGGCUUGAAUGCGACGAGAGUUCUCGAUCCAGCGAAACAGAUGCUGUAGUGUUGUGCGCCGUCAGAACUGCUCGACCGGGGGCCAGCGCCUGCAAUGGGCCUCGUGACGAACAAGGCGGGCGCAGAGCAUUGGGAUGUCCACAAGCAUACACAUCCCUUUCUGUGCUGCUAUCAUUGUUGGGACAGAAUGACCUCAUUGUUGCAGCCACAAAUCCCAAUUCAAAGGUCAAGGAGUCCAAACCGCAGGUAAAACCGUAGCGGAGAAGGCAACAUCAGGCAUCCCAGUAUCUGGUAUCCUUCCUGUUCUCUCCAUACCUGAAUACUAUUAUUAUAUAUGGAGUUGGUCGUCUCCCUGGCUUGAUAAGUUUUUGCUCAGAGACUCGAGACCAGGGUAUGUUGUUUCCUCCUGCCAUAUGCACAACUGAUCUGAUGUCGUUUGAUUCCUCCUUCGUGAUUCUGUUGCAUGCUCAGGUUGAUGAUCGAGGCUGAGGAAAUGUUUCUACCACCAGGUUUUCGCUUCCAUCCAACCGAUGAGGAGCUCAUCACUCACUACCUUGCGCCGAAGGUUGCCGGUACCAGUUUCUGUGCCACUGUGAUUGGGGAACUUGACCUCAACAAGAGAGAGCCAUGGGACUUGCCAUUGAGCACAAAGGUAGGGGACGAGUGGUACUUCUUCUGCACGAAGGACAGGAAGUACCCAACUGGCUUGAGGACAAACAGAGCCACCGAUUCCGGCCACUGGAAAGCAACAGGAAAAGAUAAGGAGAUACACAGAAGACGGAAUCUGAUCGGGUUGAAGAAGACUCUGGUCUUCUACAAAGGCAGGGCGCCCAAAGGUGAGAAGACUAAUUGGGUCAUGCAUGAGUACAGACUGGAGGGGAAUCGGUCAAACACGGUGCAAAAUGCUUGGGUGAUCUGUAGAGUGUUCUGUAGAAGGUCAGGUGAGAAACAGGACAUGGAAUGGUUUGAAGAUGAACUCAGAUCUUCUGUUCCGGUCCUAUCUGCGAAUGAUCACAACAAGAACAAGGACAGGUUCUCUUCUGCAUCCAAUUCGACCCAUGUGACCUGCUUCUCCGAUGGCUUGGUGGGCCUGAGGGGCUCCGAGGAGUUGGCAAAGCCUUCUCAGAACUCAAUCAUGCUGCCUCUAUCACUGUCCUCGAACGCUACCAGCCCAGCAACCUCAAACCUCGUAGAUUUGCAUCACCGAGGAGACAGUUCGGUGCAGUUGUCCGAGAGCUACGGCCGUGGCAAUGACAAGAACUUGAAGAUGGAGGAGGAGGCUCUCAGCAUUUCAGAGGAAACAGGUUUGAUCACCAACAUGGCGCCUGAUAUCUACACAUCCAUCAGAAGCAACUUCAAUUACCAGGAGCUCCUGCCUGAUGCAGAGCGACUCGAUGUGCUGUCAUGGAACUACUAGAACAAAGAAUUGAGCAGCAGAAGAACAUAGUGACCACUGUACAUGUUGAUUUCAAGAAUUACUCAAUCUUACUAGAGAUCAAAUCUGUAGAGUGAUGAGUAGCACAUACCAUAAUUUUUGCAUGGGGGCAAGAGCUGCAUGAUUGCAUGAUCAGUACCAAAUCAUGACGAAACAACUCAUAUAAUUGAUCCAGAUGUGAUCUCGUUGAGGUUGACCUCGGCAGUCGCAUCAGAUUUGCUUUUA
Molecule: messenger RNA, 3025 nt
Organism: Musa acuminata AAA Group (dessert banana)
Lineage: Eukaryota; Viridiplantae; Streptophyta; Magnoliopsida; Zingiberales; Musaceae
Product: NAC domain-containing protein 92
Exons: 4
Coding region: 1829-2782 (317 amino acids)
Biological process (GO): regulation of DNA-templated transcription
Molecular function (GO): DNA binding
Source: RefSeq, a predicted model, not a curated record